Endocarpon pusillum Z07020 is the source of this 1914-nucleotide messenger RNA. RefSeq lists its product as uncharacterized. The transcript has 2 exons. Bases 1 to 1914 code for a protein of 637 amino acids. The record is from RefSeq and is a predicted model, not a curated record. NCBI's taxonomy places the organism in Eukaryota, Fungi, Ascomycota, Eurotiomycetes, Verrucariales, Verrucariaceae.
AUGACUAGCCGGAAAGAAGGGUUCGCCAGCAGGAGUUUGGAUGAAAUCACCUGCAAGACGGGGCUUUGCACAGGCUGGGUAGCCCAUGAUGAUCAGGUGGCAUAUGAGGUCCAUUCCCAGCAAGGCGUGGACAAACAACUGCAAAAUCCGUCAACUCUCAACACAGACAAUGGCGUAGCUGCAAGACGUCAGCGCCAGUUUCAAUCUGGCAAUCCAAGACCGGAAAGACAACAGCCUUCGUUGGUGACCCAUCGAUCCAGUUGCAGCCUCUCUGAAGACGCUCUACCAAUGAAAAUGUUGAUACCUGCAUGCAGACACUUCAAUGAGCAUAUGCGAACUGCUCUGCGAUAUGCAGUGCCACAUCCACCAGUAACAACCACGACACUUGUCGAGCUUGAUCUCAAUUGGAUACUGCACAACAUGAAUCUUCGGAGCGACAUUAAUUUUGAACCUGAUCUCCACUUCAUGCCAGUAGGGGGAAAGCGCGCCGAACGAAAGCGAAGAGAAGCACAAGAAUAUUGGUUAGCGCUGGCAGCAGAGCUACAAAUACAUCUUCAUACCCGCAUGGAUUGCCCUCCCUUGCAUCAUAACCAGGUGGCUUAUGCCCACGACGACUUCUCACCACGCCUCGGACAGAUGUUGACCGAUUUGAGAGAGCUGUUGGAGACGCUCGUUCCUGACAAAGACCAUAUCAGCAUUGCUGAGAAUUUGGACGUGGCUUUUCUGAUGCAACAAGUCGAGAAUGGCGUCCUUGAUAUUUCUCGGUUUGCAAAAUGGCUAUCGGCACUGCUAAAAAGCCAUUGUGCACCUAUACGAGACGCAUGGGCUGAUUCAAUGGCACAACAAAUCGAUGAAGGCGCACAGAAAUCAGACAUGAUCCUGUUGGUCAGAGGCAUAGAGAAGCUAUUCAGCGUUCUGGAGGCAAUGAAGCUGGAUGUCGCAAACCACCAGAUUCGUACCUUUCGUUUUCAGCUGAUGGAAGAUACGAUUCCCUUCCAACAAGACUUCUUUGCAAAGCGUAUCAUGGAUGGCAAAGUGGGUCCAGAAUUGUGCCGCGAUUGGUACGAUCGAGCAAGACAGAGGCACUUGUCGUGGUCCAGUUCUUUCGGCACUCCGAUGAAUGAGGAUGCUUAUGCAAGCCUGAUUUACGGCUUGAUCGCCUCUUUCUCCUCUGUCCCUAGCACAUCUGCCUUACCAAAAUCAUUUCUGUACGAUCUUGAACGUCUUGAACAGUUGCGGAUUGAUACGCACGAUCUGGGACACCUGAGAAUGUGUCUUAUUGUUUUUGAUGAGCUACAUUCGUGGCUCGGCUCAGGACGACCCACGUCCGUUUCCUCAAAGGUUUAUACACAGCUUCAAUCAAGGAUCUUGGCGAUUGUGGAUGAACAGACCGAGGUUGGGGACCCUUGGCAGAUCAGCUCAGCCAGUGUUGCGUUGGAAAUAACACGUGCAGCUUAUGAAUUCUGUGGACAUUCGCAAGUUGUCGUGCCAGAUUGCUUGAUACAGUCCACGCUCUGUCGGAUGAAUGAUUUGGUCUCCGGACAUACGUCUCAAGGCAUGUUCAUUUGGGAGUCAUUGCAAGAAGACUUGACCUUCAAAGCAAUUCAUCAUGCUCAAAUCUUCAACGACAUGACUCCACUGGCCGUGUCGAACGCGCAGCAACAAUGGCAACAACGGCGGGAACAACAGACGAGCUUUCGACCUCUGCCGGAAGUUGAAGAUGUUGCUCGACGCGUGGCCCACGUGGGAAUUCUUCACUGGAAGAUCUGGGCAAAUCUCGUCUAUCUCGACGACGGGGAGGUAGCUUCUUCGGAGCUGGGAAGCCUCGUUGAUUCGCUCACGGAAAGCCAACCAGGGGAUCGAGCAACAGUGUUGACUAAUGUUAUGAAUCCUGUCGCAAUGGUGGUUGAAUGA